Molecule: messenger RNA, 4347 nt
Organism: Onychostoma macrolepis
Lineage: Eukaryota; Metazoa; Chordata; Actinopteri; Cypriniformes; Cyprinidae
Gene: tmem64
Product: transmembrane protein 64
Exons: 3
Coding region: 834-1877 (347 amino acids)
Source: RefSeq, a predicted model, not a curated record
UCUUAUGAGGCAGAAAUGGGCUUGCAUACACAUACACACAUAUAAAUAUAUACUACUUUGAACAACUCAGAUAACUUUAAAAAAAACAGUGUUUCUAGUAAAUUUAUAUUUAUGGAUACUGGACUAUGAGUGAAAUAUUUCCAUUAGUGAAUGUACUUUACACUCAAAUGUUUUCAGGUGAAUCAGAGAGCGUGUGCUAUCGCGAUACUCACAGUGGCUUGCGCUCAUAAGAUCACGUGACGACGUCGCACGGAAUGCUGGGAAACAAACAGUGGUAUGAAUAACGCUUUGCGUAAACAUCCCUUACCAAUGUGUGCAAGAGCUCGCGGAGCGCAAGUAAACAAGCUGUCCGGCCAACGCAGCGACCGUCUUUCACAGCUUUUAUAACCGUGCUCAGCUGAGUGUGAGAUGUGACGGUCUGAGCAGCGGGAGCGGCGGGACUCUGGAGCGGAGCGCUGCAGCGAGCUGUGCGCUGUGCGCUGUGCCCGGACUCGGGAAAGUUGAGCGUGUGUGUGAUUUAUCCGUCAGACAGGAGCGGUCUGAGAGGGGUUUGUUCCUCUGAUGUUGGGAUCGAGAGUAUGGCGUUCAUAAGCGAACGACAGCUGACACGGUUGCAUCUCAAGUCCUUGAAGUGGCAGGACUCCACAUCAGUCUUUCCGAGAUAAAUCACUAGAUUAUAAAUCACUGGACCUGCUAGUCUUCGCUUUCCAGGGAAAUCGUUGCCCAUCGCUUCGCCAGAGGAGCCCAGGUUGGGCAACGCGUAGCCUACGUUCAAGGGUCAACAUUUUGGACUGGUCCAAUCGAUCAAUCCAGUGGAGUCAUAUGAAGUCGGGAUGAAUAUGUGGAGCUCGGGGCCAGUGCAGGGUGUGCUGAAAGCCCUGAAGCACGCCGCGGGGAAAGGACACCUCCAGCUGAGCCGCUGGCUGCAGCGCACCCCGGACCCGCUGGACUGCGACAAGAUCGACAUCUUGAUCUGUAACGUCUUUGAUGAGAGAGGCACCGGCGGGAAACCGGAGGCGGACCCCGCGGGUCACACCGAGACCGGCGCGUCCUUCACUCCCGAGUUCAGGCAUCCGUGCUGCAUCACCACCUGUUGCUUUAAAAGUGCCCUGCUGGCGUGCGUCCUGACAGCCGUGUGCUUCUCCUCGGUGGCUCUGGUGCGCCAGUACCUGAAGGAUGUGUUGCUGUGGGUGGAGAGUUUGGACAGUUUUGUGGGAGCCAUGCUGUUCAUAGUGGGCUUGAUCACGGUGUCGUUCCCCUGCGGCUGGGGCUAUAUCGUGCUGAACGUGGCCGCGGGGUAUUUGUAUGGGUUUGUGUUGGGCAUGGGGCUGGUGAUGGUUGGGGUUUUGAUCGGGACUUUCAUCGCUCAUGUGGUGUGUAAGCGACUGCUGACGAACUGGGUUCUGGGUAAGAUCGGCAGCAGUGAACAGCUGAGUGCUGUUAUAAGGGUGGUGGAGGGUGGAAGUGGACUCAAAAUUGUGGCCUUAGCGAGACUCACGCCGAUUCCUUUCGGCCUCCAGAACGCGGUCUUCUCGAUCACAGAUGUGUCCUUGCCAAAUUAUUUAGUGGCUUCCUCAGUGGGACUUCUCCCAACACAACUCCUUAACUCAUAUCUGGGCACCACCCUGCGCACAAUGGAGGACGUGAUCGCAGAACAGAGCGUCAGUGGAUACUUCGUGUUCAGUCUACAGAUCUUCAUCAGCAUCGGCCUGAUGUUUUAUGUUGUACAUCGAGCACAACUGGAACUGAACGCCGCCAUUGCAGCCUGCCAGUUGGAGCUGAAGACGUCGUGCAUGAACGGCGGAGCGGCCAACCACAGCGGCUCGACCUACUGCAGCAAACGGGCUGCCGCGGGAGGGGGGAUCAACGUGGUCUGAACGCUGCUUUUCUUGAACAUAUUUCAAUCCUGUAUCCAGUUGGACGGAUGGAGAUCUGUCUUGGGAGCUGCUACAGUCCCAGCCAGCUGUUCUGGAUAUGAUGGAGGUCUGAUGUGGAGCGGCACUGGACUGUCAAAGAGCCGAAGAGCCCAUCAUCAGACUUUGAUGGAAACAUUGCCCAAAGAUUGGGCCCAGGGCCAGUAUUAUAUGAGAAUUUUAUGAGAUUGACUUGAGAUAUAUUUGUUUUUGCGGUACACUUUCUUUUUAAAGUUCUUUCUUUAUGAUACUAAUAUAAAAUUAUAUAACUUUAUAGGCGAUCUAAAGCAUGAAAUGGGUAAAUUAAUUAAAGCAAAUGUUAUAGAAUUGUAGUUAGUUACUAAAGAGGGCCCAACUAAUAUAUCAGGUUAAUAUGCUUAAGAUGUUUCCUUUUUUGUUUUUAUAUACAUACACGCACACACACAUACAUAUGAAGAAUUUCCAUUUUUUUAUACUUUUUUUUUUUUUAUUAAUCUAAAGGCUUGCUUGAUGGAUUGUUUCUUUUCGUAUUAUGUCUAGAGUAAGAAAAACUAUUAUCAGUUAGUACCACCUGCGUAAGAAUUCUGGCUUUUGCCAAACUGGGAACACUUUUGCUACUCUGCAGUUUUGUAAGGAACAGAUGGGAGGGAAGGAAAUUUUCUUAGCUGGAUAUUUAAGGAUGUCCUGCCAAGAACCUUUAGUACAGCGUGAUUAGCUCAGCGGUAUGAUCGUACAUGCUCAAUUUCUCAUUCUCAUAUUGAGAGGACUGAACUUCUUUGCCUUGUAUUAUUUAACCAAAUGCUUUAUUAUAGGGCUGUUAGCAUUUUUGACAACACUUUUGUUAAUUUAUUCAUUAUUAGAAUCUUAAUUCAGAACGUUUGCACAUAUGGAAUUUAACAAACUGAAUAUGUAAGAUAAACAGAAAAGCGGGGGAAAGUAAUUAUUAUGAAUAUAUUCUAUAUAUUGAAUAUAUUUGUAUAAUUAUAUAAAGAUAUGCAUUUAUAUAAAUAUUUUCCCUAAAUUAGGUGAAAAUAUAUGAAUAUAAAAAAUAUAUAUAUAUAAAAGGGAAGCAUUGUUAUAUGUUAGUACUUUAUAAUUAUUAUGUAAUGAAUGCUGAAGUUUGACAUUAUUCACAUCAGUCUUAUGGGUUGUUGGCACUGUGCUAAAAUGGCUCACAGUUGCCUACAGUGCAUCUUUUGGCAGUUUUAAAAAAAAUGCACACCAGUGAAAAUUCAGAUCAAAGCCUCCACGGCACACUUGAGCACAACAAGAACAGCUACAAAUAACUGACAAAACUGCAAACUACAACUAAAAUGUUAUUACACGACUCCAGUCAUGGCAAUGUCUGUCGUUCCCUCCUUAGAGAGUCACCUAAUUAGAAACAAAAGACUCUUGAGCAUUGACUGACGUAUUUGGGUCCCGGCUAUAUAAUUUAGCACAGGCUUCCGUUAACGAGCUCAGAGCCACAGUGAACUCACAGCUUCCACACUGGGAACUUGAAAUCCCUCCGUGCAAGGGAUUUCACUCAAUCCUGGUGCUUAGUUUGUUUUGUCUUCUGGUUACAUUCACCCAUACACCACGACACUAUUGUACUGGUUGACAUGAAAUUAUACUGUAAAUCAUUGUGGAGGUGACUUUGAUCUAUUUUAAAUUUGGCCAUUGUGAGCUUUUUAUCCACAUUUUUCUUUUUUUUUUUUCUUUUUUAUAAGAAGCACAUGCUCUCAAUGAUGGAUUUCCCAGUAACUGAAAUGUACACCCGGUCGGUCGUGACUUCAUUCUCAGUGUCAUUUGAGACUCGCCAUUUGGUUUACAGCAUCAACACUUGAGCGUCACCAUAAUCUGACAAUCAGUGGAACACUGGCGCGCUGCUCAUUCUGAAAAACCAUCUCAUCUUACUCUGUAUUCACGUCUCCAGUUAUAGUUUUGCUGCUACUUGGACUGUAGGGUCUGAGUGAAAUGCUGACAAGGGCUCGAAUUAAUAUUGCAAUUUUACUACAAAGUGAUCUACACCAUCUCGUUUUUUUCUUACAUGGAGAGUGUGCAAAUAGAUUUUCUAACAAGUUGUUACAUUUAUUUUGAAAAGUGCUGGUGUAACUACACAAAUGGACACAUUCCUUAACUUAAAAAUGGGACGAAUGGUUUUUUAUUUCAUUUUUUUCCAAGGAAAUGGAAUAGCCCCUCUGUUUUCUGAAUUUAGCAAUAAAUAAAAACUGAACAUGCUGACUCGCCAUCGGAGAUACAUUGUAGAGAUCCAACAAUCCUGGUCUUGUGUUACGAUGUCAACCUGCCUUGUACCUCUUGCUGCCUAAGACAUUGAAAUGGGACACUUGCCUGCGGUGUGUUCAGACUCUAAUUCGAGCAGGAAUGGGGUGAAGCUGAAGAUUGUUGGGAUGUAAAAUGCAAAAAGAAUCAAAAUUGAACAAACAACAAAAAUAAAUGACAGUUUGAGGAUAUA